Messenger RNA from Harpegnathos saltator (Jerdon's jumping ant), 1526 nucleotides. RefSeq names its product F-box only protein 6. NCBI's taxonomy places the organism in Eukaryota, Metazoa, Arthropoda, Insecta, Hymenoptera, Formicidae. Gene Ontology annotation, biological process: SCF-dependent proteasomal ubiquitin-dependent protein catabolic process; glycoprotein catabolic process; ERAD pathway. Bases 401 to 1300 code for a protein of 299 amino acids. Gene Ontology annotation, molecular function: ubiquitin protein ligase activity; protein binding. The record is from RefSeq and is a predicted model, not a curated record. The transcript has 3 exons. Gene Ontology annotation, cellular component: cytoplasm; SCF ubiquitin ligase complex.
UUGAAAUUGAACAAUAUAAUGAACGAUAUAACAUGUGACAUUGCAUUAAUAUACUUUAUUUACAUUAUCUCGCGUCAUCUAUAUUAGUUAGGUUAGGUUAUGUCAGAUGGACAGUUGGCACAUUGUCACAUUACGACACGUUACUUGCUAGCGUAACAGUCUUACCAAAAAUUCAUAAUAAUGUUCAAAUUUAUAAUACAGAUUAAUGUUACGUCAAAACAUUGCGUUGUUACCACAGCAUUUUUGUUAUAGUGUAAUGAGCAAAAACAUCAUAUCUCAUGGAUUGUUCACACAAUUUUUCGAUAAAAAUAUUUCGUCCGAUUUCCCUGAUAAAGCCAAGAGAAUUUUCAUUGUAUUGUGAUAUUGUAUAUGAUGUUACUGCCAUUUGUUGACAGAUUAAAUGGGUCAAUUUCAUAACACUACCAUGACUUCUACUCGUGUAACAUUUGACGAAAAAGGCGAUAAUGGACUUGUCCUCUGUGACAAAUAUAUUCCUGCUGAACUAUUGAUGGAAAUCUUCUGUAACGCCAAUAUCAAAACCUUGUUAAAUUGUCAAUUAGUAUGCAAACGCUGGAAAAUGCUGAUACAAAGUUAUGUUUGGCGCAAGAAAGCAGAAUUGGCACUGGCCAAGUCACUUCCUCGACAUCAGGAUAUGCAUUGGAGCGUAUUCUAUUUAAUAUGCAAGAAAAAACCAUUUGAGAGAAAUUUGAUAAAAAAUCAUUCCGGAGAACAUAAAAACAUUGGAAUUCAUUGGCAAAUUGUCAAACAAGGUGGGGAUCACUGGAUAGUUGAGAAUCCACCUAUAGGUGUACCAGAGUUACCAUUGACAGAACCAGUAUUUGAAGGGAAACAAAGUUGUUUUGUGACAUCUUAUAAUCUUUGUUUAAAAAUACAAGAAAUAGAUCUAAUAGCUGAGGGAUUAACUCCAUAUGUACUAGAUGUGUUGCAACCACCUAUAAAGGUGAGUGAAUGGUAUAGCUGUCGGUGGGAUUGUCCAGCAAUCUAUGAAUGUCAAUUUAAGUUAUUAAGAGAAACUAAUAUUGAAUGCUCGCCACUAGAUGUGUUUGAAAUAUAUGAAGACUUAGAGGGGGAAAAACAGAAUAAGUGGUUUUGUGCCUCACAUAUAUUCAAAGAUUAUGGACCUGGUGUCAGAAAAAUCGGUUUUAUUCAUGGUGGAAAAGAUAAAUCAUUUUGGGCAGGACACUAUGGUAGUAAAAUGGCUGGUGCAUGUGUUUGUGUAAUGGUCCCACCAGUUGUCCAGUAUAAUCAUGAUAAGAGUACAACAACGCCCGAUAAGUAAUAUUCAUUUCAUCAUCAAUAACACAAACAUUACAAAUUAGCUUUCUUAUUCUCAAAAUGUUUUACUUAAAAAUUAAAUAUUCUAAAUAAUUAUACAAAAUUCUCCUUUCUUUAGUAACUUUCUCUUAAAUAAUUCUCUUUCUUUAGUAACUUGUUGCAUUUAUAUUUUCACAAAACAAUUGUAUCAUAAUAACUUAUAUUUCUUGCAAGUAUUUUAUAUAUCUGUU